This is a messenger RNA of Rhododendron vialii, 2789 nucleotides long. RefSeq lists its product as uncharacterized. Lineage: Eukaryota; Viridiplantae; Streptophyta; Magnoliopsida; Ericales; Ericaceae. The transcript has 2 exons. The record is from RefSeq and is a predicted model, not a curated record. The coding region runs from base 334 to 2181 and encodes 615 amino acids.
AAAGUGUAAUGCGUUGACUUGUUAAAAAAAUUAUUUUUUCGCUUCGGCGUAUCUUGGUGCAAUAAGGCAAAUCAUUUUGUUUAUUGGUGAAAAUUGACCAAUAGAAUUUGUUAUGUGUCUUACUUAAUAUUAAGAAAUUAAGAAAAUAAUUACUAUAAACUAUAACAAGUCAUGCAUAGCUCAAUCAAUAGACUUAUUCAAGCAGGAGAGGUAUAGACUUUGGACGGCAAAGAAUUAUAAGCACCAAUUUUUUGCUUUACUGCUCAAAAUAAGAAGACAAAGCAAAAAAGAAACACUAUCUCUACGCAAAGUGAUUCUGAAAUUUGCAAAACCAUGUCCAUGAUGUGUUGCGAUAUCAACACAAAGGAAGAAGUGAAGGAGAUGAAGAAGAAAAGAAAACAGAAGGAGAAGAAGGAAACAGAGGAGGAGAAAAGGAAAAGAGAAGAAGCCGAGGGAAAGGAAGGGAAAGAGAAAAGGAGGAAAGAAGAGAGAGAGAAGGAGAAACAUGAAGAACAAAAGAAAAAGGAGAGAGAAAAGAAAAGAAAGGAGGAAGAAAGAAAAAAGGCCACUAGAAGGAAUAGUACUUUUAGCAUCGGUAUUUGGCUGGCGAAGAAGGAAGUUGAGAGAAAGGCAAAAGAGACGGAGAAAAGGGAAAGAGAAGAAAUUGAGAAGGGAGAGGAAGAGAAUAGGAGAAAAGAAGAGAAGGAGAAGAAGAAAGUGGAGCGAAAGGCGAAAGAGAAUGAGAAAAUGAAAAUAGAAGAAACUAAGAAGAAGGAAGAUGAAGAAAAGAGGCGAAAAGAAAAGAAGGAGAAGGAGAAGAAGGAAGUGGAGCGAAAGGCGAAAGAGAAGGAGAAAAUGAAAAUAGAAGAAACUAAGAAGAAGGAAGAGGAAGAGAAGAGGAGAAAAGAAGAGAAUGAGAAGAACGAAGUGGAGCGAAAGGCGAAAGAGAAGGAGAAAAUGAAAAUAGAAGAAACUAAGAAGGAAGAGGAAGAGGAGAGGAGAAAAGAAGAGAAUGAGAAGAAGGAAGCUGAGGAGAAGGUGAAAAAGAAAAGAGUGGAAACCGCAAGGAAGGAAGAUGAAGAGAAAAGAAGGAAAGAAGAGAAAGAGAAGGAGAAACACAAAGAACAAAAGAAAAGGGAGAGAGAAAAGAAAAGAAAAGAGGAAGAAAAAGAGAAGGCGAAGAAGGAAGCAGAGCGAAAGGCGAAAGAGGAGGAGAAAGUGAGAAUAGAUGAAACUAAGAAGAAGGAAGAGGAAGAAAAGAGGAGAAAAGAAGAUAAUGAGAAGAAGAAACAUGAAGAACAAAAACAAAAAGAGAUAGAAAGGAAAAGAAAAGAGGAGGAAAGAGAGAAUGAAAAGAAAAAAGAGGAGCAGAAGGCAAAAGAGAAGGAGAAAAGGAAAAUAGAAGAAAUUGAGAAUAAGGAAGAGGAAGAGAAGAGGAGAAAAGAAGACAAGGAGAAGAAGAAACACGAAAAACAAAAGCAAAAGGAAAUAGAAAGAAAAAGAAAAGAGGAGGAAAGAGAGAAUGAAAAGAAAGAAGAGGAGCAGAGGGAGAAAGAGAAGCAGAAAAGGAAAAUAGAAGAAAUUGAGAAGAAGGAAGUGGAAGAGAAGAGGAGAAAAGAAGAGAAAGAUAAGAUGAAACACGAAGAACAAAAGCAAAAGGAGAUAGAAAGGAAAAGAAAAGAGGAGGAAAGAGAGAAUGAAAAAAAAGACGAGGAGCAGAAGGCGAAAGAGAAGGAGAAAAUGAAAAGAGAAGAAAUAGAGAGGAAGGAAGAGGAGGAGAGGAGGAUGAAAGAAGAGAAAGAGCAAGAGAAACGAGAAGACAAGAGGUCCCUAGCUCCGCCUCUCGGGGUUCUUGGAGUUCGCGUGUAUGAGCGAGAGGUUGGGAGCCCUGCCCCUUCGAGACAAAGGAUGGGCGCUCCUGCUGAACUCCCGGUUCUAGGCGCUCCCUCUGAACUCCCGGUUCUUGAUUGGGCAGUGGUUGGCACUUCACCUGAGGGAGCUCUACACACAGUGGACGUGCCUAUCCCUUCCAAUCCUUCUUACAUGCUACCCCCGGGCGUCCAACAGGUUCCUCGCGAGUAUGUGGAGGAGUGUUUCGAACUUAUUGGUGGCUUGCAAAUGCUGGUGAGGAAAGGGCUCGUGAAGAGGGAGACCCUCAUGGAGUCCGGGUAUAUGAGUUGAGUUCAUGAGUAGGUGACUCAGUGCCGCGGUCGGUGACCGGUUGGUUGGUUUUCAGGAGGUUUUCUAAAUGUUUUUCUUUCACCCGUAUUCUCUUCUUUCUUUGACUGGAACUAUACCCGAAUUAAUUUCCAGUCUGAUCUAAAAUUGUUUCCAAGAUAUUGUAAACACACCAAAAUUUAGUUUACAUUGCAAGGUUGAGGUUUUCCACUCUUUUUUUUAGGGUAUUUUAUUGUGGUUUUGAUUGGCUUCUGCCACUGUAUCUUGUUGAAAUCCUUUGUAAACCUGAAGGGGUGGGAAGCAAAAUUUAAUUGCCAACUUAAUACAACGAUGCUUCAUGUAUGUUUUAUUCAAAGAUAGAACAUGAAGUAGUUUUACCAGAAGACACUUCAAAAAGAACACUAGUAUAACCAAUGAAUCAAUCUACCGUUCAGAAAAUCCAUGAAAAGCCCAACGAGUUGGUCAAUUUCCUCUGAAACAAUUGAAGACUAUAAUCUGAAACCAACUCAUGCUAACCCAUAUUUACACUUUGCGAAGACAAUGAAACUCAUCGGAAAGCUCCCUCCAUUCCGUCACUUACUAGCGAAAUUUCACCUCACCGAAAUAGGUCA